Megalops cyprinoides (Indo-Pacific tarpon) is the source of this 1436-nucleotide messenger RNA. Its product is annotated as dual specificity protein phosphatase 3-like. Gene Ontology annotation, molecular function: MAP kinase phosphatase activity; protein tyrosine/serine/threonine phosphatase activity. Bases 109 to 723 code for a protein of 204 amino acids. The transcript is spliced from 3 exons. Gene Ontology annotation, cellular component: cytoplasm. The record is from RefSeq and is a predicted model, not a curated record. Gene Ontology annotation, biological process: negative regulation of MAPK cascade; protein dephosphorylation. NCBI's taxonomy places the organism in Eukaryota, Metazoa, Chordata, Actinopteri, Elopiformes, Megalopidae.
ACUGAAAAUACAGGACUGGCAAAUGCAGCUCGGUAGGCAACUGACACCUCCACGACGCGCACGGUAAACUGACACUUGUUCGCCACAUUGGAUAGACAGCUCGCAACCAUGAAGAAGAACCACAGUCCGGCCAAAGCACCGGCUCCGGCAGAAGUCAAUAUGUCAGACUACGAGGUUUCUGUGCAACAGCUCAACGAUCUGCUGUCGGACGGCAAUGGGUUAUACUGCUUGCCAACCAAACAUUUCAACGAGGUUUUCCCCAGGAUUUACGUAGGAAACGCGUUUGUGGCCCAGAACAUUAUGCGACUUCAGAAGCUGGGAGUGACGCACAUUCUCAACGCUGCUGAGGGAAACUCCUUCAUGCACGUCAACACCAAUGCCGAGUUCUACGCCGGCUCCGGCAUCACCUACCAUGGCAUGCAGGCCAGCGACACCGACCACUUCGACCUCAGCGUCUUCUUCGAGGAGGGGGCCGACUUCAUUGAGAAAGCCCUGGCAUACAAGGAUGGAAAGGGGAAGGUGUACGUGCACUGCCGAGAGGGGUACAGCCGCUCCCCGACGCUGGUCAUCGCCUACCUCAUGCUGUGCCACAAGAUGGACGUGCGGACGGCGCUGUCCAUGGUGCGGCAGAAGCGGGAGAUCGGGCCCAACGACGGCUUCCUGCGGCAGCUCUGCCAGCUCAACGAGCGGCUGGUCCGGGAGGGCAAAAUCAAGGCCAAGUGAGCCCCCCCGGGAUCGCCCGCCCUGCGGUGGGGCACAGGGGGAGCCCUGAGGCUCGGCGGCGGUGGACACACCCAGGCAGUGCAAACGCAUACAUGCGCACGCGCAUACACCUGGCACCGUGCACACCUGCCCCUCCUCCUCGCACACAGACACGGACACAUACAUACACACACUCGCACACUCACACGUGCAUGCACACUGCUGCCCUCUGUGUCUCCUGGCCUGGCAGGACUCUGCUCAUAUAGGUGAGCCUGAGUGAGAAGAGGGUGGUGAAGAGAGGAAGGGGAGGGCCUCAUUAUAAGCCCUCUCCCCAGCACACACUUUCUCUGUCUUCUUUCCUGUGGGUUUGUACACAAGGCUCCUACUGCCACCUUUAUGCCACCUUCUCUUCCAGGUCUCUGAAAGUAAAAGCUUUUGUUUUUGUUAGGGUUUCUGUUUAGUGACUUUUGAAUGUUCUGAAAAGAGAAAGGUUUUGAUUUAUGCAGAUUUCCCAAACAGUAACUUGCUGCUUGCGUCUGAGGAAAUCUACAGUGCCCAGCUAUUUGGACUAUUGGAUAGCUGUAAAAUGCUAAAUUUAGUCCACUGACCGCUCAUCAGAACACCAUAGAAUCAUUCUAUGGUGUGUCCUUACUGGUAAUUUGACAACCACUUUUUCCUCAUCUCCUGGUUCAUACUUAUUUCUUGAUGAGGGGAUCUCUUACCAGCCUCCCAGA